AUGGAAGAAAAUUCCGGCUCCAGUGUGCCGUUGAGUUUUCAUGCCCCCGCGAAGUCCAGGCGUGCAUCAAGUACAUCUAGUGCCUCGUCAUCCGCGUCUUCGAGUGCUGGACAUCAUCAUAGGAAGAAUCGCCGCCGCAACCGCAGAAAUGAUAAGCGUAUGAAGCGUUUGGAAAAGGCAGUAGACAAUCUUACUGCCACCGUAAGUACUAUAGUAAAAGGUCAGUCAAUACAUUCUGUUCCUAAAAUGCACGAGAAUAGUGAUUCUGACGCGCUGUCUAUCUUGGUCCCCGACGAUUCGGAGGCUUCUUUUAGCCACGAUAAAACUGAAGGUAGUCAGCCAGUGCUCCGUAGUUUUGAUUUCAAGCAGGAAACUACCCUCAAAUCGACAAUUCCGAAAAUUUCUACCUCUCAUGCAGAAACUUUGUGCAAGUUACAACACUUUGACACGAUUGAUUGGUCACGGGUUAGAGUGACAGAACAAGACAAGGCAGUAUUACAGUUGAAGCAGCAGAGGGAUAAAUUAAAACAAUAUCAAAAGAAAAUAGAGCUUAACCUUGAAAGAGACCGUCAAUUAGCCAAAAAACUUCUUGCUGAAGGCAAACGAGACAGGGCAAAACUUUUAUUGAAAAAGAAAAGAUAUCAAGAACAAUUAUUAGGAAAUACCGACGCGCAAUUAGAAAAAUUAGAACAACUAACUCACGAUCUCGAAUUCACGCAAAUAGAGCUACAAGUGUUGGAAGGAUUGAAGACAGGGAAUGUUGCAUUGAAGAAAGUUCAUGAUAUCCUUAAUAUUGAUGAAAUAGAAAAAAUCCUUGAUGAAACCAAGGAGGGUAUUGAAAAACAAAGAGAAAUUGAUGAAUUAAUUUCAGGACACUUGACAACGGAAGAUGAUGAAGCUAUUGAAGCCGAGCUGGAAUCUAUUCUUGAUAUCUCUAAUCAACUACCUGAUAUACCCACAGAUAAACUACCUGGGAUCCAAACAGAGGAGACACCUGUUAAACUGCAAAGAGUUAAAGAUAAGCCAAGUAAAAUUGCUAUAGAAGCU
Molecule: messenger RNA, 1047 nt
Organism: Iphiclides podalirius (scarce swallowtail)
Lineage: Eukaryota; Metazoa; Arthropoda; Insecta; Lepidoptera; Papilionidae
Source: the annotation of a GenBank genome assembly